Paramuricea clavata is the source of this 366-nucleotide messenger RNA. The record is from the annotation of a GenBank genome assembly. NCBI's taxonomy places the organism in Eukaryota, Metazoa, Cnidaria, Anthozoa, Malacalcyonacea, Plexauridae.
AUGUCGAAACUGGCACUCUGGCGAAACUGGCACUCUGGCAAAACUGGCGCUCUGGCAAAACUGGCAAACUGGCGAAACUGGCACUCAGGCGAAACUGGCACUCUGGCAAAACUGGCGCUCUGGCAAAACUGGCAAACUGGCGCUAUGUCGAAACUGGCACUCUGGCGAAACUGGCACUCUGGCAAAACUGGCGCUCUGGCAAACUGGCGCUCUGGCAAAACUGGCGCUCUGGCAAAACUGGCAAACUGGCGCUCUGGCAAAACUGCCGGCGCUCUGGCACUACUGGCGCUCUGGCAAAACUGGCAAACUGGCGCUCUGGCAAAACUGCCGGCGCUCUGGCAAACUGGCGCUCUGGCAGAUGGAUAA